Messenger RNA from Leguminivora glycinivorella, 5605 nucleotides. It is a transcript of the gene tefu, whose product is annotated as serine-protein kinase ATM-like. Gene Ontology annotation, biological process: DNA repair. The transcript has 24 exons. Bases 6 to 5051 code for a protein of 1681 amino acids. The record is from RefSeq and is a predicted model, not a curated record. Lineage: Eukaryota; Metazoa; Arthropoda; Insecta; Lepidoptera; Tortricidae. Gene Ontology annotation, molecular function: protein binding; protein serine/threonine kinase activity.
CCAACAUGAUAGUGUUAUGCUUACCAUACAUCGUGACUGAGAAGUACAGCCUCAAUUUUUCGGGCCCCGACCAAUACGCCUUCCUCCAAUCUAUGAAGCACGCCAACAAAAUGUUCAAAACCACGAGACACAUACUGGACAGUCACAAAUGGAGCUGUCUGUUCGUGGAGACUAUGCCGGACCUUCUACUGAUGGGUGCGAAGCAUUUGUACGACCAGGAGGGCGUGCUAGAGAUGUUCGGAGUGGAUAUACCGGCGAAUGCGCAGUCUUAUUUGUAUCCGAAGGCCGUGUUUAAUUCGAUAUUGAGAUAUUUUGAUGAUUUGAUUGAUGGAAAUAUAAUGCAGUACUUAUGUACAAACCAAGCCACCACGAUAUUCGACAUACUGCUCAAAUUAUGGGAAAAAGUUGUCCAAACAAAAGUUUUCGAAUUCAAAGUAAUGUCGCUAUACGCGUUCAUCGCAUUUAUGGAGAGUGUUCCUUUAGGGUUUGAUACAGAUGCUUUUGUAGCCAACUUUACAUGCAACCAUCUCACGCAUGCAAUAAAAUCGUCCUCGAACAAAGACGAGUUGCGCGUACUGACAAAAUCACUAAAGAUUGUUCUAACAAGGCUUUUGCCGCAAUCUGCUGACAUGAUCAGAAAACCGAUGUUAAAGGCCUUGUCAAUAUUGUUAAUCAAGAAAGAAGAAGGUUAUGACCAAGAAUGUGAGGGAUUGAUAAAAUAUUUAUCUGUUGAUAUGAAAGACGGCACGAGACAGAAUGAAGAUGUGGUUGAUUUCAGCAACGCGUCUCACGGAGCGGUGGUUUCUUGCGCUUCGAGUUUAGAGUUUUCGGAGAGACUCAAAGCGUAUAGUUUUACUCUUACGUGCCCAAGCCACGAAGCGUUAAGCAACCUACGACAGUUCGUCAAGUUGAACAAACACCACAUCAACAAUUUAUGCGAAGAACUAAAUACGAAGCACUUUUCUGAAGAAUGCAAGACGAGCGUCAUACAUCAAGUCAUUUACGCUCUCACCAACAUUAUGAAAUCUUCGUCUGAUGAUAAGAUCAUAAUCGAGGCCUGCAACUGUUUAUCAGAGAUCGGCACUUACGAUCUAAAGACCAUCGUCACCGUGCCUCCCCCGGAUACGAAGCGUGUGACACAUCUGCCGCCGAAACAGAGCUUCGCUUUUGCCGUCGUGGCGGUUCUCUCCGAGGCUCUUUGUGACGACAACCCGGCGGCUACUAAUAAAGCAGUUGGGGCUUUGAGUGAUUUAUUUAAAUAUCGUGAAGGAAAAGAUGCCUUAGAAUUGGGAGACGUCAAUGUCCAACUACUAAAGCCCUUCCUGUCGCCUAGCAGCGAAAGUGAGAACGCAGUAUUCAAACUUAGCAGUCGAAAGCUGGAAAACUGCUCGGAUGUAGGCUUUUGGAUCCCAAAAGACAAGGAAGACCAUAUCCAGUGGUUGGCUAGGAUAACCACUGCGUUCCUUGAUGUGCUGGCCUCGGAUACAAAUUAUAUAAAAACUCUGAAAGAAGUAUGCGAAGUCAAGCCAUCAAUAUGCCAGCAUAUUCUCCCAGGCCUGGUCGGCUUACUUCUCUAUUCAUCACCUGAAACACACAUACAGAUCUUCAGCGAUCAGAUAAACAAUUUCUUCAAAUUCAUCUGGAACAUGAAAUUUGAUGAUGAAAUCGACAACAGCGGCGAACGCGGUAACCGCAGUUCAAACUUGAUUGGCCACGAUCGCAAAAUGAUCAUUCGGUAUAUGAUUGAUAUAGUUGAUUUUGUACGGUUGCAAAGGACUCAUUAUAAGUCGCGCCCUGACCGUACGCCAGUGGACGCACUAAACUACCUAAGACUCGACUACGACAAGGUGGCUUGGGCGGCCUCCGUGGCCGAACAGAACUUGGUAGCGAUAUACUACGGCGAGCUCUGGGCCGUCGCACAGAAUGGCGGCGUUCCUCCGCCUUCGCCCGAACGGACGACGAAUCUGGACGGUGGUGACCAUAUUCAGAGGAUCUUUAGAAAGUGUUUUGUAUCCAUCGGCGAAAUGGACGCCGUAGACGGCUGCGGCACAGCACAUCUGACUAGCGAAGAGGAAAAGCGCAACCACCUCAUCAACACAGGCCAAUACACUGACGCUCUCCUCUCCCACGAUAUUGCCUUAUCCAGCAAUCCUUCCACGGACCUGCAACUAGGUGUUGUAAGGUCGCUAUACAAGUCUGGGAUGCACCAUUUGGCUCUGCAGUAUAUUAAGUCGUUACCGGAGAACGAUCAGAUUAAUGAUGUCAAGUACGAUUGCUUGACUUGUCUCGGAGAUUGGAACCACUUCGUCGAUACCAAAGAUUUGGAAGAGAAGUCAAAGACUUCGAUGAAAACCCCACUGUCGCUUAUAAAAGCGCUGCGGUACGCUUGCCUCAAAGAAUGCUUCAAAAUGCAAACACAACAGUACUUAGAGUCUAACCUAACUUUACCCUUGGACAGGGCCAAGUUAGCUGUUUCCAAAUGGUGCCAGAACUUCAAUAUGGAAAACUGUCAGAACGUAUACAGAGUUGUAACAAAUCUACAACUAUUUAGCGACAUCGAAGAAUACUUCUUAGUCAGAAACAGAAAACAAACUAUAAACAGUUUAUUGAACAAUUGGAAAGUCGAGAAGUUGCCUUCGUUUCACGAUUUUAAGCAUCUGGAACCAUUGAUAUCGCAAAGGAGUUUGAUACUCGAACAUGCUGGGAAACAUUACGGUACAUUUUUGAAGGAUAUUGUAUCGCUCCAGUUGCAAUACGCCGAAUUGGGGCUUUCCAAUGGAAGAUUGCAAACGGCUCAACGUAUGUUGUCGGUCGCGAAAAACCUGCAAAAUGGCGACGCAGUGUCCUUGGUAGAGAGUAGAGUGGCGUGGGCUAAAGGGCAUAGGGAGAUCGCGUUUUCUCUCAUUCGCAUGAUGGGCGACCGAGCUGAUGACAUUGAACUUAAUGCUGCCUCAUUAAGACAAUAUGGAAUGUGGAUGGCAGAAUCGAAAUACGACAAUCCCAGGGAUAUAAUCAACAAAUAUCUGAAAAAGAGUCUCGACGUUUUAGCUGGAAGCGAUCACCGGCAGACCAGACUGGAAGUUUACCACGACAUUGCCAAAUUCGCUGACUCAGAAUAUAAGCAGGUGGUUUCAUACAUGAAUUCUUCGAUUUUUGAACACAAGUUGAAAUGUAUGGAAAAUAUGAAGGGUGCGGCGAAUACCCUGAGAACUACGUCGACACAACAGCAAUUAACAAGGGACGAAAAGAAAUAUCUGGCAACUACGAGCGGUUUGAGUAACUUGGACGAGGCAGAUAUUGCUAAUACAAAGGCAGAGAAGCAACGAUACUUGCAACUAGCUAUGAGGUAUUACCUGCUGUCUCUAAAGCACAGCGAAGACAACAACCUAUCAGUGUUUCGCGUCAUCUCCCUCUGGCUGGCCAACCCGAACCUAGAGCUAGACGCAGACGGCGACAGUUUCGAGACAUUGCUACGUGCCCUGCCGUCACGCAAGUUCCUUGCGGCGUUGCCACAGUUAGCGCCAAGACUUGCACAGGAGACCGGCGCGUUUGCUGACAACUUGAACAAUAUUUUGAAACGUUGUGCGAAAGAACACCCACACCACACUCUCCCCAUCCUCUUCAGUCUUAAGAACUCCGACAAAGACAUGCACAUCCUAAACGCGAGCCGGCAUGCGGCAGGCGACGCUCUGACACCAACGCAAGAACCUCCCGAGUCUCGUGUAGGAGCGGCUGAGGCACUAGUAGCGGCGUUGGCUACGGAAAACACGGCCCUGAAGAAAAUUAUAGCUCAGAUGGAACGCAUGUGCGAUGCUACAAUAAGCUUCGCGAACUACAAAACCAAGGAGAAAGCUCAAAAGCAGAAGAUUCCGUCCGCGGAACUGAUACACCGACUCGGCCGGCUGGACGCUCUGCCAGUACCGAUAGACACGAUACCCGUGAGGCAUGACUGUAAUUACUCGUAUCUGCCAACUAUUGAUUCGUUCGAGAAUACUUUCGAACUCGUCGGAGGGAUAAACUGUCCAAAGAAAAUAAUAUGUCGAAGUUCAGACGGAAGACGAAGAAUCGUGUUAGUAAAGGGCGAGGACGAUCUAAGGCAGGAUGCCGUCAUGCAACAGGUUUUCAACAUUGUAAACACAUUGUUGGAAAGGAACUCUGUAACUAGUCGAAAUAAACUUCUUAUACGAACAUACAAGGUGGUGCCGAUGUCUCGUCAGUCGGGAGUGUUGGAGUGGUGCGAAGGCACUCUGCCUUUGGGUGCGUAUUUGGUUGGAACUGGAACCACGGGUGCACACGCGCGAUAUCGACCGCAGGACAUCACUUGCGCCGCUGCACGUGCCAAAUUCACCACUAUCCAGAAUGGCAGAAGGACGUUAUCAGAGAAACUGGCAAUAUUCAUGAGUAUACUGAAGAAUUUCAAACCAGUUUUCCACAACUUCUUUACUGAACAGUACCUUGAUCCUGUGACUUGGUAUGAACGGCGACUAGCUUACACUAAGAGUGUUGCGACAUCUUCAAUGAUGGGAUAUAUCUUAGGUCUGGGAGAUAGACACGUCCAAAAUAUCCUAAUUGACAAGAAUACCGCUGAAGUGGUGCACAUCGAUUUUGGAAUCGCAUUCGACCAAGGCAAAGCACUUCCAACGCCCGAGACGAUCCCGUUCCGGCUGACGCAAGAUAUGAUUGCUGGUUUUGGGUCCAGUGGAGUGGAAGGCAUCUUUAGAAAGUCAUGUGAAAAGACUAUGCAACUGUUGCGGGACAACCAUGAAACUUUAUUGACAAUAUUAGAAGUUUUGCUUUGUGAUCCGUUGUACGCGUGGACUACGAAGAAACUGAGAUCGACGCAAAAAGAUGCUAACGUGGCUUGUCCGACGGGGUCAGUGGCGGACCUAGCGGAGCGAGCGCUGCUGGCGGUGGGCAGCAAGCUGCGCGGCACGGAGGACGGCGCGGCGGGCGGCGUGGCGGUGCCGGGGCAGGUGGCGCGGCUGCUGCGCGCCGCCACCGACCCCGCCAACCUGUGCCGUCUGUUCCACGGCUGGCAGCCUUACCUCUGAUCCUGUAUUGUAACUUAAAAUAGUAUAAAUUAAAUAAAGGAGAAUUGUAACACAUUCACGGUCCACUCCAAAUUUGGAGCAAGUCCGUGUCCCACACAUCAUACAUGGGUCACUAAGAUUUUUUUAUACGUGAAAGAAAAAGGACCGUUCAAACUUUGCAUAGUGACUUUUGAGGUCAUAAUGAACAACUUUUAUUAUGGGACCGAUGCUGAAAUCGGAAAAAAAUUGGCCAUUCAUAAAAAUGAGCGGAAACAAUCAAUUUUUUUUUUGUGUUUUCAGCAUUGUUCCCAUAAUAAAUCUUGUUCAUUAUGACCUCAAAAACUACAAUGCAAAGUUUGAAUUGUCUUUUUUCUUUCACCGAGUAUAUGUACUGAUUAGGUCGUAUUUUGACUAUGAUAAGUAAUUACGAAGAAAAUGGUGCUUUCAUUUAUGUUCUACUUUUUAACCGCCGCCUCAAAUAUCUCAAAGGAAGGUGGUUCUCAAUUGGACUGUAUUUUUUUUUAAGUUUGUUCCUCGAUAUCUCCGUCGUUACUGGACCGAUUUUGAAGAUUUUU